AUGGGUUUAUGGUGGCGUGAUGUGACGGUGAACGUUUGCUCCUUUUCUAACCAUCAUGUAGAGGUGGAUGUUUGUGAUGGGAAUAAUAUCGCUCAAUGGAAAGCGGUGGGGGUGUAUGGUUGGCCUGAAGCAACGAAUAAACAUUUGACAUGGGAUCUUAUGAGAUCCAUUAGACAUGGAAGCGCUUUACCGAUGCUUUUGUUUGGUGAUUUCAAUGAGAUUAUGGGGAUGCACGAGAAGGAGGGUGGAGCUAUUCGCGGAGAGCGACAGAUUGAUGCUUUUAGGGCGGCUUUUGAGGAGUGUGGGUGUCGUGAUUUGGGUUACAGAGGCAACAUUUUUACAUGGCAGCGAAAGUCCGUUGAUACUGUUAUUAGGGAGCGGCUGGAUCGGUGCAUGGCAGAUAUUAAUUGGUGCAACUUAUUUCCAUAUGCGGAGGUGAUUCAUUUUCCUAUUUGUCAUUCGGACCAUGGGGCUAUAUUACUGAAGUUUGGAGACAAACCGGAACGAAGGCAGCAGGGGAAAUUAUUUCGAUUUGAGGCUCUUUGGUUGUCGAGUGAGGAUUGCAGCAAAGUUGUUGGGGAUGCGUGGUUAGCUGGAGUCGGGGACUCAAUCCAUUCUCGCAUUGAGCAGGUUGCAAACUCUCUCUCCUCGUGGGCCUCGAAAACUUUUGGUGAUGUGCGUAAAAGAAUCAAGGAAACUGAACGAAAGCUAAAAGCAACGCAAGGGGGUCAGCUGGACGCCCAUUUGAUGCAGCGGUGCAAUGAGUUAAGUGAUGAACUAUGCGAUUUGCAUAAACUAGAGGAGAGCUACUGGCACGCGAGAGCGCGUGCUAAUGAACUUCGGGAUGGUGAUAAAAACACGAGCUACUUCCAUCAUAAAGCAACUCAACGCAGGAAGAGGAAUUUGCUUAAGGGACUAUUUAAUGAGCAGGGUGAAUGGAAGGAGGACAAAGAAGAUAUGGACCUGAUUAUUGACCAAUAUUUCUCGAAAUUAUUUGCAUCAGAAAAUCCGAGUGGUUUCGAGGAAGCAAUAGAGGGUUUAGAAGAAAUGGUAACGAGGGAGAUGAAUGAAAAUCUUGACUUAGAGCCCACGGGGGAAGAAAUUCGAGACGCCUUAUUUCAGAUGCAUCCUAACAAGGCCCCGGGGCCUGAUGGAAUGCAUGCCCUAUUUUUCCAGAAGUUUUGGGGCACUAUUGGGAGUGAUGUGAUCCAGUUUGUGAAAGCUUGGUGGCGCGGAGAUGUGGACUUAAAAGAGAGUGCUUUUGUACCUAAAAGGCUUAUUACUGAUAAUGCGUUGGUGGCUUUUGAGAUCUUUCAUGCUAUGAAGAGAAGGGGGGAGGGGAAGGAUGCGGCUGAUAUAAUCAGAACGUAUGAAAGAGCAUCUGGGCAGAAAGUUAAUCUAAGUAAAACAGAAGUAGCUUUCAGCAAAUGUGUGAAUCUUGAGAGAAGAAAGGAAAUUGUGGAGACUCUGGGGGUUAGGGAAGUUGAUAAGCAUGAACAGUAUCUUGGCUUGCUAACCAUCAUUAGGCGAUCGAAGAAGGUGGUUUUUAUGUGUUUGAAGGAGAGGAUAUGGAAGAAGAUGCAAGGGUGGAAGGAAAAGCUGCUUUCGCGACCCGGGAAAGAAGUUCUGAUUAAGGCUGUAGCACAGGCUAUUCCCACUUACAUGAUGAGUAUUUUUAAAAUUCCUGAAGGGCUCAUUGAUGAAAUGCACUCAGUUCUAGCAAAGUUUUGGUGGGGGUCCACUGCAACCUCCCGGAAAAUCCACUGGCAUAAUUGGGAAUCUCUUUGCCUCCCAAAAGCUAUGGGUGGCAUGGGCUUUCGGGAUUUGAAGUGUUUCAAUCAAGCUUUAUUAGCAAAGCAGGGGUGGAGAUUAUGUCAGGAUACCUCUACUCUUCUUCAUGGGGUGUUGAAAGCUCGUUACUUUAAACAUGCGACGUUCCUUGGGGCUUUGAGGGGUUUUGACCCGAGUUAUAGUUGGAGGAGCAUUUGGGGAGCAAAAUCUUUGUUGCUGGAAGGCUUGAAAUGGCGGGUAGGUAAUGGUACUUCGAUAAAAGUGUGGGAGGAUGCUUGGAUACCGGGGGAGGGCGCCCAUUUCGUCCCGACUCCUCUUCCAAAUAGCAAUCUUGAGCUCUGA
This is a messenger RNA of Beta vulgaris subsp. vulgaris (sugar beet), 2133 nucleotides long. RefSeq lists its product as uncharacterized. Lineage: Eukaryota; Viridiplantae; Streptophyta; Magnoliopsida; Caryophyllales; Amaranthaceae. The coding region runs from base 1 to 2133 and encodes 710 amino acids. The transcript is spliced from 3 exons. The record is from RefSeq and is a predicted model, not a curated record.